Molecule: messenger RNA, 3054 nt
Organism: [Torrubiella] hemipterigena
Lineage: Eukaryota; Fungi; Ascomycota; Sordariomycetes; Hypocreales; Clavicipitaceae
Source: the annotation of a GenBank genome assembly
CCUUAAGUAUCUAUCGUCUGUCUAUGAAUUGCCGUCUUUUUGGAGCUUUUUGUCAAUGACCUCACUGGCCCGCCCCUCUACCGAAGCACCCCGAAAGACGUGCCCCGCGAUCUCCGCCCGUGCCGUUGCCUCUGUCAGCUCUCAUAAGCUUCCAACUAACCAACCCUUUAUUCCUUCUCUCUUUCUUUUCUCUUUCUUCCGUUCCAGUACAAAUCAAUUCACUCUUCUACUUUACCUCACCAUAGACAACCUUUAAUAUCCAUCACAGCUACCAACCAUAUACAGCACUCUUAAAGCACCGCCCCUCCUCCUCCGCCUCCUCCUCCGCCUCCUCCUCACCAACUCUACCACCAACCACCAGCCAUGCCCACGCCUCGCCUCUUCAUCGUCCGCCACGGCGAGACCGAAUGGUCCCUCAACGGCCGUCACACAGGAAGCACCGAUAUCCCCCUCACAGCCAACGGCGAGAAACGAGUCAUUGCCACGGGAAACGCCAUGGUCGGCCAUGAUCGACUCAUCGUCCCUAACAAGCUUGCCCACAUCUACGUAUCGCCUCGGAAACGUGCUCAACGCACCUUUGAGCUGCUCAACUUGGGUAUCCCAGAGGCUGAGUUGCCGUGGAAAGCGCACGGAGAGAAUGCAUGCAACGGUCUAGUGUGCAAGGCCAAGGUUGAAAUCACGGAAGAUAUCCGCGAAUGGGACUAUGGAAACUAUGAGGGUAUCACAAGCCCCGAGAUUCGCAAACUUCGUGCCGAACAAGGUCUACAAGGAUCGUGGGACAUCUGGCGGGAUGGAUGCCCAGGCGGAGAAUCACCCGAUGACGUAACUGAGCGUCUUGACCGUCUUAUUGACGAUAUCCGCCAAAAGUACCACAAGCCACAUCUUGAUAACCCUGCCCAGGACGCCGAGUCUGCGGGCGAUGUUCUCGUCGUUGCACACGGCCACAUCUUGCGCGCGCUGGCCAUGCGCUGGGCUGGAAAGACGCUGCAGGACGGCCCAGCCUUCUUGUUGGAAGCAGGCGGUGUCGGCACCCUCAGCUACGAACACCAUAGCAUCAACGAGCCGGCCAUUCUACUGGGAGGUGCCUUUGUGGUAAACAUGUGAAACUAAACCAUUUUCCAGACUACUUAGAAAUCUAUUAUGGAGUAUUAAAAAAGGACGGCACAUUAAGCCUUGCACUGUAUAGAGGGCCUCAAAUCCUCGUUCCGCGAGCAAGGAAGCAAUGUCUUGUGAUUGUAGUAUCCCCGCGCUUCAUUUCAAAGACUGUGUCCAUCUUCUUGAAAGCAAAGUCCUUGCCCAGUCCAGCUUUAUCAAAGAGCUCCUUUGUAUUAUCCUCUGAGAACCCAUUAUGCUGCACACUGUGGUGACCUGCAUGGCCGUGAUCAAGUGGCGCAUGUGGUAAGAAGUCGACAAUGAAAAAAGUGCCUCCAGAUUUGAGGCGCUCUCCAAGUCGCGUGGCAGCGAGAAUGGUAUCGUCAAAGUGAUGGAAGCCAGCCCCGACACCAGCAACAUCAAAUGACUGGAAUUCAGGACCGGCUAGGCUUGGUGGUCCAACGGCAUCGGAUGGAUCGAUAAGAUUUCCAAAGUAGGCAUAGCAUUGGUCCUUGGUAAGUCCCUAUAUGCCUAGGUCAAUACAAGUAUCGAGGUGACAAGAACAAACGCGACUCACUUUAGCAGCAGCAUUGGCAUUGAACAUCUCCACCAUGUUCUCUGAAAUAUCUAUACCGACAGUUUGGCCAACAUGGCUCUGGAACGUCUGUACAAAUUGGGUCAGAAUAAGAAUAUCAGCACGUCAGUUGUAGUAUGAUUUCAUCUUACCCGAGAAAGGAGGCCAGUUCCGCAUGCAUAGUCUAGAAGACGGCCACCCUGCUUAAUACCAAUGAGGUCCAAAUUGUCUCGCAGCUCAUUCUCAAUGCGACCAAGGGUCUCUUUAUAUCGGUUGUCAUAGUCCGCGGCGGCUUUACUGUCAUUGAAUUAGCGCCAUGCUAGCGAACACAGCACAGAAAGAGUAGGCCAAUAGAGUGUGGGGCUUCAAGAAAAUACUUACUUGAAGUGCUGCUGAUUGGCUUCUGCAACUGUCGACAUUUUGUAGCGCCUGUGUAGGUAGUUGAUCUUUGAUAUCUGUUGAUGGAGACGGCAAGUUUGGCGGGGUAAGUGAAAAGAGGCGGAGGCAAACGUAUUGUUAGUGAUUGGCCAAAUUGCGCAGUGUAAAUUACGAAGUUCCUAAGCAAAGAUGAUUAAAAACGAGUUGAAGUGGAUUACAAUCAACAUAAAGAUCGUUUUUGUGCUGCUUCGCUUUUAUGCUUGUCCGCGGAGACUUCCCGGCGAGUUUGGCAUCGAGUCACCACGCGUCGUCAACCCUGAUAGCUGUUGAAACUAGCUCAUUCAUAAAUUCUAUGACUCUUACUAUAUCAGUAUGAUGGAAUGCAAAAGAAACAGCACCUGUAAGCGCCUUGCAAAGUCAGACAUGGCCACGGCCUGUCAUGAAAAUGCUCUGGCACAAGUAUAGGCUGUGUGGUAGACGCACGAUUAUCCACAAGGCGACACGUUUUCCGCCGUCGACAAUCACGAUCGCAUUGUGGCGAUGGCGGCUCGACCCACCAUUGUUACCCCGUAUUAAUGCAGCACGCUACUUUUGGCUCGGCUUCGGUGCGAGAUGCAAGUCGGCCGUUGAUGGGGCAUAUGCAUGGCCUGUGGAUGCGAAGAGGCGACGGCUGGCGGGGCUGCACUGAGGGAAUACUCCGCUAGCUUUACGGCGCUCCCCCCUCUUAGUAUCGCCGCAGACGUAAUGUUCAAAGAAACCUUGGAAGUUGGGCUGUUUCGUCGGCGAAGUUGGGUCGGUCACGUACAGUAUGCAGUUGUCCUAGUGCCGGUUGAAUCAAGAGACCGGUCUGCAACAUUGCCCAAUUGCGUAAUUUCGCUGCGGUGCAUUGCAUCGGUAAACUAUAGUCCGUCUGCGACGACAGCGAGCCAACACUCAGGGAUGCCGGCAUCAUACCGCUUAAAACACAGCCAUUGGGCUGCUCGUCAGAAGCUUCGACACAAAAGGGUUUC